Ostrinia furnacalis (Asian corn borer) is the source of this 12567-nucleotide messenger RNA. It is a transcript of the gene faf, whose product is annotated as ubiquitin carboxyl-terminal hydrolase-like faf. The transcript is spliced from 50 exons. The coding region runs from base 135 to 7448 and encodes 2437 amino acids. Gene Ontology annotation, biological process: protein deubiquitination; cell migration. Gene Ontology annotation, molecular function: cysteine-type deubiquitinase activity. NCBI's taxonomy places the organism in Eukaryota, Metazoa, Arthropoda, Insecta, Lepidoptera, Crambidae. Gene Ontology annotation, cellular component: nucleus; cytosol. The record is from RefSeq and is a predicted model, not a curated record.
UUUUUCAUCUAUUUUCGUUCUUUACGUCAAAAAGGUGUAGUGAUUUUCUAUUUGUGAUUUUGUUCAAAGAUUUACGUGUAAUUUGGAUAUAAGUUGAAGAUAAAGGGGGCAAUGAAUAACUAUACAAUAAAAUAAUGACAAUAUCUAUGAAUGAUCAACAAGACCAAAUGCCCGGGGAAAUGGGUUUCCCCGAGGCAAAGUUAAGAGCACUAGAAGAAAAAAUUUCCCAUUCACGUUGGGUUGUUCCUGUUUUACCUGAGCAAGAACUAGAAGCUCUUCUUAUUGCUGCUACAGAACUUGCAGCAAAAGGGGAAGAUGUUAACAAUCCACUCUGCCAACGAUUUUACAAUGAUGCCCUCACAGUAUCAUUUACAAAGAUUCUUACUGAUGAUGCUGUAUCAUCGUGGAAAAGCAACAUUCAGCAAUGUGUUAGGUCCAACUGUGAGAAACUUGUCAAACUAUGUGCUUUAAAAUUGGAUGAUCCAAGAUUUCUGAAUUUGCUGUGUAUGGCAUUUACUCCUAGUAACAAAUUUCACACGUUUAAUGCAUCCCGUACCUGUGAGGGUCUCUCUGUGACCACCAGUUCAACAUCAGUAGGUCAAGGCUCUACUCAGGAACCAGAAGUUUUUGCCAAAUCGCAUGAUCAUCGAACACCAAGAGGAUGGCUGGUCCAUCUUAUCAAUGUAUUUGGUCAAGCUGGUGGUUUUGUUAAGAUUCGUGAAAGGUUUGAAGCUAUUAUGGGUUUUCAAAAGCCUGAUCUCACCUCAUCUGUGAACUCGGAGGAAAAGGUUUCUAUGGAAAUAACAGAAAAAGAAACUGAAGAUAGCAAAACCACCAAAGCUGACGAUUCUGAGAGUGCCCCAGUAAUUUCAGAAACUAAUGAGCUACCAACUCCUUCUCGUAACGAACAACCUUCUUCUCUGGAGCAGUCUGCUAGUGGCGAGACACGCGUUGCGGUGGUGUGGCAGCUGCUCCGGCCUAUCGGCGCUUGCCACGAGCAUCUUACUCCGCAUACUGUUAUAACAUACCUCCUCCCUGUUUUGGAAUGCAUCCCAACACUAUUAGACAGUUUAUCUGACGAGGAGUUGAAGAGGGAAGCCCGCGGUACUGAGAAUAAGACUGAUACGGUAUCUUGUUUGAUUCGCGCCUGCAAGCAGGUGGCUCUAAAGACUCCCCAACAUCACAGUCUUGUAAAAUCUCUCGAGAUGUUUAGGUUGAAAAUGAUAUUGCGGUGGUUACAAAUGUCAUCAUUCAAUGGUAAAAUGACUGCGUUAAAUGAAAUAAAUCAACUUAUCAGUUCAAUCGCUCAGCAGCCAAAACCCGAAUGGCUCACGGCUGCGGUCAUGACAAAUUGGAUAAGAGAAAACAAGGUAGUAGAUAUAGUAUUACGCGACUCACUGCAUCAGCCUCAAUAUGUGGAGAAGUUGGAGAAAAUGUUAAGGUUUAUGAUAAAAGAGAAUUCGCUGACCAGAGACGAUUUGGAUGCUAUUUGGAAGGCUCAGCACGGAAAGCAUGAAGCGAUUGUCAAAAACUUGCACGACUUGUUGGCGAAACUAGCUUGGGACUUCACUCCUGAUCAACUGGAUCACCUUUUUGACUGCUUUAAGGCAAGUUGGGCUACAUCUAGCAAGAAGCAAAGCGACAAAUUGUUAGAAGUGAUAAGGAGACUUGCCGAAGACGAUAAAGAUGGUGUAAUGGCAAACAAAGUACUGGUUCUCUUUUGGAAUUUAGCUCAUUCGGACGAAGUUUGCACGGAAAUAAUGGACGUUGCGCUGGCGAACCUUAUCAAAAUUUUAGACUACAGCUGCAGUCAAGAUCGAGAUGCACAGAAAACGCACUGGCUGGAUAAAAAAAGAUUCGAUUACGCGGAGGGUGACAUCGACUGGGAAAACUGGAUGCCUGAUGGGAGAUACCCACACGCUGGACAAGUUCACGAGAGAUUGAGUUUUCUGAGGUUCCUUUUGAAGGAUGGACAGCUGUGGUUAUGCGCAGAACAGGCAAAACAAAUCUGGGUCUGUCUCGCAGAGCGACCUGCGCACCUAGGCGACCGCGAAGCGUGUUUUCGAUGGUUCAGUAAGCUCAUGGGAGAAGAACCCGACCUAGAUCCCAAUAUUAACUUGCAUUUUUUUCGAAGAAAUAUUAUGACACUGCCUCCCAAUUUACUCACACACGCGGGUAUUAAAUGCUUCGAAAGAUUCUUUAAAGCUGUAAACUCCAAAGAAGGAAAAUUGAAAAUUAAACGACGAAGCUUUUUACUUAACGAUGCUGAUCUCAUAGGAUUAGAUUAUUUAUGGAGGGUAAUAACGGAGUGCUCGGACGAGAUCUCGGCGCGCGGCAUCGAGCUGCUGCGCGAGGUGAGCACGUGCGUGGGCCCGCAGUUCUCGGCGGCGCAGCACCACGAGGCCUUCCUCACGCAGUGCUGCGCGCGCACGCAGCGCAUACAGAAGGACAUGGACCAGCAGGAGGAUAUUACUGAAAGUUGUACAAGAAUGUGCAGGGUUAUACGUGCCAUACAGGAAUAUGUAAACGAAUGUGAUAGACGAUUUUCCGCCGAAAGACAAAUCCUGCCGAUUUAUAGAUCAGGGCGGGGAAGACAGUGCACUAUUGUAGUCAGAUUUAAUUUUCAAACUGGCCAAAGACAAAUUGACGACAUUGAACUAUUCUCACAUUCAAAUGAAACAUUGCAUUCGUUGCGUGCAGCAAUCCAAAGAAGACUCAAGUGUGCUACCGAUAGUAAUAUAAAAUUAGAGCUUUAUGUAAAUAAGUUAGAACUGUACGUAAAUGGUGAGCUCUUAGAUUCAAGUCACGACCGAAAAAUACUUGCACAAAUACCGCUUCGGGACAAAACUGUUAUUGUUGCUAAGGUUUACGAUGGGCAAGUGUGUGGCAGUGGAGGCUGCGGCUCCUCGAAUGAGUCCAGCAGCGAUUCAAGUACGUCAUCGCCCCCUCUGCCCCCUACGCCUGAACACGCUUUACCAGGCGUCCUUUUUGCACAGGGAUCAUGGUACAUACCAUUCAUCUUGGAAUUGGAACACAUCGGCAUUACCAAGGGCCAUGCGCCUCUAACUGAGGCCGCACACCUUCUCACUCAGAUUAGCCCGGCUCACAAGCAAACUGUUGAAAAGUUAACAGACGCUCUUUUAUGCCGUGAAGAUACAAAACUGAGGGAUAUGCUUUAUGGACCAGCACCACCCACCGUAGCUUACAAUAUAGAGGUGCUCUAUAGCAUGGUGAUGCCGUCAUCUGAUACACGAUUGGAACGGGGUCGUAACUUUCAGCUAGCUUGCGUCAAGAAAGCUCCUUUGUUAGUUCAGUGCUUGUCGGACAAGGAAUUCCUUCAAGGUGCCGCGCCACAUACAAGGAGGGUUGGAUACUUAGCGCUAGUUAGACUGGCCAAAUUGGCGUUGUAUACUCUGGGUCAUCUUUUUGAAAUACUCGCUCCAGAUGGUUCAGAUACUAACGUGGACAAAGACUUCAGAAUGGAUGUAACAAUCCUAAGAGAGGCGCUGCAAACUGUACCUAAUCACAGCUGUGAACUGAUUGUUAAAGCUAUUUCUGAAAAGCUUGCAAAUGCUCUAGGUGAACAGGUGGUAACGAGUAGCGAGGAGAGUGAUUCCGUGUCUUCUCUGGUGUGGUGGCGAGUGCCUACUACGGCUACUGUGCGAGCAUUGUAUGCGCUCGCGUUUUCUGUCGCACAGCCGGUUGAAAUGAUCGGCAUCGUUCAUCCAGAUGACGUCACACUUGUUCGAGAGUGUAUGGAGGUGGUGACGAUAUGCAUGGCGUUGGGUGGCGGACAUUUGGAUUCUUUACUACACGAAACUUGGUGGCAAGACACUGCUCUGUACCUGAUGAUAGAUUGCCCCAACCCUCAAGUGCGAGUGUCAUCCGCCGAGCAGCUGCUAGCUAUGUGCGCGUGGGGCGGCGGCGGCUGCGCGCGCGCGGCGCUCGCGGCGCUGGGCGGCGGCGCGGCGGGCGCGGGCGCGGCCGGGCCCAGGCUGCAACGUCACGCGACCCACGCGCAGCAGUUCCUGCAGCUGCUGUGCAGACUGGUGGCGCUGGCCGGCCCUACUGAGCGGACGCUGGACGAUCUCGCCUAUGAGGUGGCAUGGCUCCGCGCCAUUCGAGCCAACCCGGAGAAACUAGACGACACUUUACUUGAGGGGCACCUCAACCUCACCAAAGAACUGUUCACGCACGUGCCAGCUCAAGUCAAGUUCCAGUACGGUGCGCACCCGGAUCACAAGGACUCUGGGCUAAUAAAGGAAGUCACAACGGAGUUCCUGUGGCCAUACUCGUGGGCGUGGUGCCGCAUGGGCGCGUCGAGUUCCGGCGGCGGCGAGGAGUCGUCCGGCGAGCCGGCGGCGCCGCUGUGCCGCACGCCGGGCGCCGCCGCCGCCGCCGCCGACUUGCUGCUGGCUCUCGUGUAUGGCUGCGCGCACAACAUGGCGGCGCUUGCGCAACUGCUCGAACAGAUGUUCUAUAGCGACAAGAGCAUGCCACUAUCGGAAUGGGACUACAUGCCGUGCGUGGGCCCGCGGCCGCCGGCGGGGCUGGUGGGGCUGAAGAACGCCGGCGCCACCUGCUACAUGAACUCCGUUCUGCAGCAGCUCUACUGCGUGCGCGCCGUGCGCGACGCGCUGCUCGCCGUGCAAGGUGCUGCGACUGACCUAACUGAAGAUUUCUCUGGUGAAAGCCCACAUCACACUAUUGUUGAAAAUAAUGCAGAGGGAAAUGCUGACUACAACAUCACAAUCUUGAAACAAGUUCAAGCUAUAUUUGCACACUUACACUACAGUAAACUUCAGUAUUACGUUCCCAGAGGAUUGUGGGCGCAUUUUAGGCUUCAAGGUGAACCAGUCAAUUUACGCGAGCAGCAGGAUGCAGUUGAGUUUUUUAUGUCACUGGUAGAGUCUUUAGAUGAGGCUCUCAAGUCCUUGGGUCAGGAACAACUUAUGGCCAAAACAAUGGGCGGCACAUACUCUGACCAAAAAAUAUGUAAAGGAUGUCCACACAGGUAUUGCAAGGAAGAGCCUUUCAGUGUAGUGUCAUUGGACAUUAGAAACAUGUCCCGACUGCAAGAAUCUCUUGAAGCAUACGUAAGAGGAGAGCUAUUAGAAGGGGCUGAUGCCUACCACUGUGAUAAGUGCAAUAAAAAGGUCGUGACAGUAAAACGCUUAUGUCUGAACAAACUACCUCCAGUAUUAGUUAUACAGUUGAAAAGGUUCGAAUACGACUUUGAAAAAGUGUGUGCAAUAAAAUUUAAUGACUACUUCGAGUUCCCUCGGGAACUUGACGUCGAGCCCUAUACUGCGUGGGGCUUAGCGCGGGCCGAGGGCGACGAGACGCUGUGGGAGGGAGGAGAAGAAAAGACGCCCGAGACUCACUACCAGCUCAGCGGAAUCGUCGUGCACUCGGGACAAGCCUCCGGCGGACAUUACUACUCAUACGUCUUGCUGAGGGAUAACGGUAGCGAGACCGGGCGCUGGGUGAAGCUGGACGACGGCGACGUAUCCGAGUGCGUGAUGCACGACGACGAGGAGAUGAAGGCGCAGUGCUUCGGCGGCGAGUACAUGGGUGAGGUGUUCGAUCCGAUGCUAAAGAGGGUACUGUACAAGCGCCAAAAAAGAUGGUGGAAUGCCUACAUGCUGUUCUACACGAGAAAAGAUACGAUAGAAACCUCUAGUCUUGAACAAUCUAUGAAAAAUUUGACCUUAAAGGAAAGUGCCAUACCCAGACCUAUCUGGCUUUCAGUUCGUCGUGGAAAUAUAGCUUUUUCACAUAAUCAAGAUCAAUUUAGCCUGGAACAUUUUAAUUUUAUGAAGAAACUCUGUUGUAUGAGACUUCAAGUGCUGCCUGGUUCACAGAGCGCUGUUUGGAGUAAAGAGCAUGAAGAAAUGUCAAUGUUGUCUGUGCAAUUAGCAACAAAGUUUUUAUUCCAAGUUGGUUUUCAUACAAAGAAGACGCUGCGAGGACCUGCGGCUGAUUGGCAUGAUAUUCUAUGUCAGCAUCUCAGGUGCUCACAGGCUGUUAGAGCGUGGUUUGCAACUGAUCUCUUCAAACACCCACACAGAUUGUGUGACUAUUUGCUAUCGUGUCCUUCCGCCGAAGUACGAUUAGUUUUCAUGAAAAUCAUCGUUUUCUUAGCUCACUUUUCUGUCAAAGAUUCACCAGUGGCGAGCGGCUACGGGUCGUGGUGCGCGCGCGAGGAGGCGUCGUCGCUGUCGGACCAGCUGCUGUGCUGCGCGCGCGCGCUGGCCGACCCGCCGUACGCGGACGCGCACGCGCUGCGCCACCUGCCGCUGCUGUUCAACCUGUUCCACACCUACGCGCUGCUGGGCCUGCACGAGCGCCACCAGCUGCUGCGGUUACGGAUAUUGGAUGUUGUGCUGAGCGUGUGUAUGGAUGACGCAUCUCUAUCUCUCGUAAAGUACCAAUAUCCGGAAUCGGCGAAAAUACAUCAGGUGGUGUACGUGUUAGCGCGUUGCUGCGACGUAAGCGGUCGCUGCCAGUCGGCGGGCGCGGCGGAGGGCGCGCUACCGCUGCCCAACCCGUACGCCGACCCGCCGCCUUCCGGCAGUGCCGUGCAGCGCCCGCCGCUGUCUCCCGUCGCUGCCGACAUACUCUACAAUAGAACUGGCACGUACAUGAAGAAGCUGACCGAAGAGUGCUGCGGCUGCGAGGAGGGCAUCCGCCUCGUGCAGUUCCUGUGCUGGGAGCACGCGGAGUGGUCGCGCGUGGCGCUGGCCGAGCUGCUGUGGCAGAUGGCCUACGCCUAUUGCCAUGAACUGCGCCGCCACGCCGACGCGCUCUCCGCCACGCUGCUCAUGGAGGACAGCUGGCAGCACCACCGCAUCCACAACGUCAUCAAGGGCGUGUCAGACGAACGGCCAGGGCUACUGGAGACGGCGGCGCGCGCGCGCGGGCACUACCAGAAGCGCGCGUACGCGUGCGUCAAGCUGCUGGUGGGCGUCAUGGGCCGCGCGCCCGCCGCCGUGCGCGCCGUGCACGCGCAGCCCGAGGCGCGCCGGCGCUGGCGGCAGCUGCUCGCCUGGCUGCAGGACGAGCUCGACCGCUAUGGGCCGGGAGGUUACGGAUCAUACGGCACGUGGUCUCCGCCAGGCACAUCCAACGAAACUUCCAGCGGAUAUUUCCUGGAGCGCAGCAAUUCCGCGCGAAAAACACUCGAAAAGGCGUACCAACUGUGCCCCGAGGAGGAGGACGAGGACGAGGAGCCGCGCGACGCGCCCGAGAGCUCCGCCGCCGACGCGGCCGAGAGCGGCGACGCCGACGCCGGCGCCGAACCCGCCUCGCCCGACGACGCCGACAGCGCCGACGACGACGACGCGCCCAGCGACGAGGACGCGCCGCGCCUGCGCGCCCGCGAGCACCGCCGCACGCGCCGCAUGCGCCCCACGCGCCGCCGCGCCGCGCCGCACUCGCAGCACUGAGCGGAAGGAGGUACGACCCGCGAGAUCGCCGACGAUCGUGCCGCGUGAAUAGUUUUCGUAGGCUGAGUGUAAAGACACGUUUGCCGAACUUUCGGUCGUGUGAGAGCCUUUUCACCGAUAAUCUCGGAGAUUUAUUUGUAUAACACGGGACGAGACCCUCUAUAAGGAGCGUGAACUAGUAACGUGCCUAUACAGGACCUUUAACACUGGUCCUUCGAGCCGGAUUAUACCCGAUGUCAUUGGAAGACAAAUCGUUAAUGUGAAAUAGCUCUUAAAAUGUCGCACGCCGAAUAAACUAAUACGCAGCGAAAAUUGAAGGAUCAUUAUUACGCCAAAUGUCACGUGAAUUCAGCCGAACAGGUCACUUAUAAACACCUGCGUAUUUAGCCAUUUGUCAGUAAAUGUGUCGCUAUAAUGACGUGGGAACAAAACAUCGUGAGGGUACCAAAUGUCGCUUGGACUCCUUGUUGUAAGUCGUUUUGCAAAGAACAGGUUCAGUUUAUAUAAAACAUACUGCCAGUUUCCACUCAGUGCGAUAUUUCAAGUCAAGUGUUGACCACGCGACAUUUUGGAGUCGCUCCUGGUGACACAUUUCUAGAUGCCCCAAGCACACCUUUUAUAAGCUUAGAUGUUUAGGGAAAACCACGGCGGGUGAUGUGCGACAUAUUUUAUUUAUAGUAAUUUAAUGUAAAUGCUUCUAAAUAAAAUUAAUGCUUACUAUACUUAAGUUAAUUAAAGGCAUUUACUUUAAAAUUACUGUAAAUGUGGAAACUCAUUGGGUUAGAGGGUAUCCCGUCUAUAGCGUGUCAUACAGCUAUCUCUUCGAGGAGGCGAUAUUUAAAUAAACAUAAUAUAGCCUAUAACCAUAUCGCAUCGCUUCAGAACUUAACCGGAUUUAGUGAUUCGGUUAAUGUUAUCCGAGAGAUAGACUCUCAAAAUAUAUGAUUAUAUUAUUUGUUUACGUAAAAUUAUUUUGUACGCACGACAGAAUGAGAGUGUUGUUAGGUGCUGUUGUAACGUUGCGCUGAUAGGCGAUAUCGUUGGUUAUCAUUGGGAGUGUACGUAACGUGUCGGGAUCGAUAGUCGGGCGAAGUUUGUUCCGCUGUGAUCGGCGGAGCGGGACGGAGGCCCGCAGGCCGGGCCGCGCUUAGCCGUAUUUUGUUCUGUGAUGUUAGCGAUACGUGGCGUGUCCGCGCUUGGGCCGACCGGCUCUUCGCUGGCCCGCACGUUCGGUUAUUUAUUAACUUAAUGUUCCGCUUUAAAAGUACCAUAUUAUUUAUUUUUUCUAAUUAAGACCUUGUUCAUACUUCGCGUUUGUAAUUUCGUUUGUCGUUUUCGCGUAUGUUCGCCGUUUCGUUGCUAGGAAUCGUCCUUCGGUCGCGAUGCACCGUGUUCGAGUCUCACUCGAUUCGAAUUAGUUGUAACGCGGCGCAUCAUACUUCGCUGGAUCAAACUUUGUCGUUACUGUUGAAUUCAUUCGCUAUGCUUUUUAGUAGUACACAUUAGUUAGCGAUAGCUAAUGGAUUUAAAUGUUUAUUAUAAUCCUUAUCCGUCUCGCAUUGACGUUUAUUAUAAGUACGAAUGUAAGGACUAGUCGCGCUCUAACUUAUACAAAAAUCUUUGUUACAAGUUACAAUGCUGUUAUGUAUAUCAAUCACUGUAUAUAAAUUUUGGAAAACUACCGACACAACAACAUUAAUAAUUGAUGUAAUACUUCCGCUAUAAAAAUGCGAAAUUAUAUUACAGGUUAUUUCAUUAGAACCGACACAAAUGGAUUUAAUGAAUAGAAUGUUGUAAAUUAUGUUUCUGUUCAAAUAAAUUCAUUCAUGAUAGUUCUAAUGAAACUAUGCUGUGUUUUAUAGGCAGUUUAAUGAAAUAGCUUUUACUUUUAAUGUUUGUAAACUACAGGGAUCGAGUAAUAAUACUAGAACACUUUUUGCUAGAUAAGUGCAUUUCGACACAGUUGAUAAUGUUUAAUUCACUUAAUAUCGAUAUGCAAGUCCAUGCGAACCAGUGACGAUUGUUAAAAUUUUUACUAUAGAAACUAAUAAUGCUAAGUGGGUGCUAUCUGGACGUUGUCAUUGUGCCGCUUUUGAUCAAUCAUUUAAUGAUACCACGUCAAGCUCGUUAGUUUCUUUUAAAGGUCUUUUUAACACUUGAGAUCCGAUUCGCCGUUGACAAAAUUAUACAAUACAGGUUGUCUCAAUCGUUUUGAAAGGUUUCAAACAGUAAAUUUAAUGAGAUACAUUAUGAUUUUUUGUCAGGUCAAGAAAACGGAUUGCGGCUUAGUAUUUUUCUAGUUGAAAUAAAUACUAUUUUAAAUGAUCUAGUACCUAUUUGGAUUAACCUAUGUCAAGAAAAAAAUAACAUGAUUUUCAUGAAAUUUAAUUUCUUAAACUACACUUGCACCUCCCGCAACAAGCACUUUUCAAACGUAUGCAUCCCCACUUCCCACCAACAUUGGUACCAUUUAAAAGCCUAGUUCUAAACUUCAUUUCAUUAAAGGAAAGGUCAGAGUCUCUUCUUAGAGCGACAGGUAGUUACGAUUGAGCCUACUUUUAUGGCUAUAAAACUGUUAAAUUGGGAUUGAUCGCUAUCCAUCUGUUAAAGAGGACACGUGAGAUCAUUAUUUGGUUUUAUAACCACAAAAAUUGGUCUACUUGGUCCCAGAGGUGAGCCCCAAGUGAGGCCUUUUUUCAAGUCACAUACUUGUUAAAUGUUUAUAAAAAAAUUAAACGUGUUUUUCUUUAAGUUUAUUUAUUGGGUUUUCAAAUAACGCCAAUAUUGUUGGGGCAUCAUGAUUGUGUCAGAAGAAAAUCUUUGAAGUUCGCGUCGCGGGAGGUGCGGUUUAUUUGAUGCCGAGUGUAUUUUAAAAAUUAAGUAGGUACCUAUUAAUUUUUAUGCUAUUAUUUAUGUAUAGGCUUUUUGGGACAUCCUGUAUAGCGAGUUAUUCUUAUAUGAAUGCGAUUAUUAGAAAUUCUAAAGAUCCACUGUAGAAUAUCCAAACUCAGGAUAUUUUAAAGUAAAAGAAGAGACCUAUUAUGAAUUAUUGUAUCUUGCAUUUAUGUAUAACAAUAUAAUUAGAAUGAAAAUAUUGUUUAGAGGAACGAAUGAUCAUAGAUUUGUUUACUUAGUUAUAUUAUAUUUCCAAUUAGUUUAUCAAUGUUAGUCUAUUUCUAUUCAUCAAAUACGGUGCAAUUUAGAAGUCGUUUUAAGAAGACGGCAACGCUUGAUGAAAUAAUAAUAUGUGCCAGCCAAAAUACCAAUUAUCAUGGUCUGGUUCAGUGAACUUCAGUGAUAAAGAUCAUCCGUAGCACACAACAUCCUCGUGCUCUUGGGCACCAGACAACAGAUUGUAUUUAUAAUAACUACCAUUGUUACUCUAAAUGGACUUUGACAUAAUAAUGAUUCGUGUUAAUUUUGUUAAAUGUUUGUUUUGUAUUUUAUCAGUCAUCGGUACACGAUUUCAAAGCAAUUACUAACGACAGUAUUAAGUAAGAUAUUUGCAUUAUAGAUAUAAUAUUAAUUUGAAAGAUUAUAAUAAUACAAAUUAUGAUAAAAGAACUUGUGUAGAAAUGACGUAUGCAUUGUCAGUUAUGUAGCUCCAUACAUUUAUUAUGCCUUAUAGUACUGUAGUAAUUAUGUAUCAUGCAAGAUGACAAACUUAAAACCUUUCAUAUUUAACGUAACUAUCAAAUUAGAAAAACUCGUAGAAAAGUUAGCUGAAUCUGCUAAUAAUCCUGCUUCGCGCUAAUGCUAAAAUAAGCAGUUCAGGAGCUCAUCACAAAUUGACUGUACAUAGUAUAAAAUACGAUAUGGCCAGAGAACAAAAUUGGCCUAAAACUGACUAAGCAUAACAACUUUAUUAAUAUUUCGGCUUAUUUCGAUAGAUGUACUAACAUAAUGAUCUUAGUUUUUAAUUCAUGAAAAUGUAGAUAUAGGUAUUAAAGACUAGUCUAACAGGAAAAUGUUGCCACUAUGUCAAUAUUCUGCUUUGUAAUAUAUGUUAUUUAUUUUUAUAUGUCUUAAUUAAUGGUUGUAAGAUAUUUUCCUUCUUUCUAGUAGAUCGUUGUAUCAUCCAGGCUAUCAGGUGAUGCACUGUAGAGUUGUACGUGAAAUUACUUACGUGGCAGAUCUAGUAAAGUGAAACACUGUCAUUUAGUUAUGCAUUUCACUAUUUACAUACUCGUUGAGUACUUUUCUCCUUUACUAUUUCUUGUAGCACUAAAAUAAUACUAAAUACUGGUCGCGUCGACCUUGUGCCUUAUUUUAAUUUUAUUUGCUCAAUUUGCUUGCUCCUGAUAGUCUGCAUAUUGAUCUUUGACAAAUUUUAAUUUUAUCAAGUUCAAGAAUUUUAUAUAGGCUUCAUAAACGUAGAAAGUUUUUGUCACUUGGAUUUUAAUGUACCAAAAGUAUGUGAUGUAUGCUUGGAAGAAACAGGAUAGUGAACAAUUUGAAUUAUUAUUGACUGCUAAUUACAUAAUGCUAACUUUGUUACCAAAGAUGAAGUUAUAGGAUGAGGGAUGCGUGGUGACCCUUUUUCUUAGUAGCUUAUUAGUAAUUGAAAAUGUUUUGUAUCUUUUGUAAAAUGCAAACGUUCAAUAUUCUGUUGAGUUUAAAUGUGAUUGAACUUAGGCUUAGAUAGGAGGAAUAGCAAUGGGGUGUAAGAAAAAAACUAAUAUUUAUCAAAUGUAAUAUGGGAAGUCAUCACAAGUCUGCAUUCAAUUUUGUGGAAAAAAAUGAUUGAGUUAAUACAUUCUCAAUCACAUUCAUAUUUUUAAAGUAUCACACUUGAAAGUAAAUAAAGAUGAAAAGGUCCCUAUAAUAAAAAUUAGGAUGUGGUUACAGUAAUUACCAGUUUUAAAUACAUUAUUCAAUUUGUAAUAAAAUACCAUUGAUAUGAUCAGUCAGUGUUCAGAAAAACUGCAUGCAAGUUUCAUCUUAAAGUGUAAAAUGUCUUAAUAACAAAUAAAUUAUUAUAAGGUCAGUUGAGUUUUGUAUAACAUUUCUAUGGCAAAUAUAUAUACGAAUGGCAUUUGACAUUAUACAAGAAUGCUCACGAAAUAGCAUUCGUACAGAUAUUAUAAUAUUAAAUCAAGAAAUAAAUUCGAAAAUUUUA